Molecule: messenger RNA, 960 nt
Organism: Sparassis crispa
Lineage: Eukaryota; Fungi; Basidiomycota; Agaricomycetes; Polyporales; Sparassidaceae
Exons: 17
Coding region: 1-960 (319 amino acids)
Source: RefSeq, a predicted model, not a curated record
AUGGUCAAUUAUCUGGAUCCGCUUAUCAUAGAGGCGGAAUAUUUGUCUCUCGUUAAGCUCAUUCACGUCGUUUGUGGUAUCUACAUUUGGGAAUGGGCCACGAAUCUACCGUUCGAAUGGAAGCUCAUUACCCACAUAAGGGAGAUCAAAGCGUCUGGCAUUCUUUACAUCUCCUGCCGAGUUGCGACUCUAGCGGCUAUCAUCUGCAACCUUGUCGACUUUAAUGUCACGACUGAGAUUGACUGUAUGGUAAUCUAUAGGCUCAUUUUGUCUUUUGGAUAUCUGUCUCUGGCAUUAUCCUCUUCCCUGAUUGUCCUACGAGCAAUCGCAAUAUGGCAUUGGAAUGUCUUCGUCGUUAUCAUCGUGCUUGCUGUGUACCUCCUCAACGUCGGGUUUCUGAUUUACGGGAUUGUCGACAGCCCGGUUGCUAUGUGGGAUGCGCAGAGUGUAGCCUGUUUAUUGACCGACUCUGUAAAGAGCAGGGCGAACAUCUGUGUCACCCUAUCGUCGGAUGUCACACUGCUCCUCGUGAUGUUGGUCGGAAUUUUCAGGAGCAAGGGAGGUGGCGGUCUUUGGAAGGUGAUCUACCACCAGGGCGUGGUAUGGCUCGUGAUUGCUACGCUGUUCUAUAUACCUCCUGUGGCGUUAAUUGGUUUAAAUUUGAACGAUCCUAUGAACCUGAUGCUACAAACGCCCACAUACGUCGUCAUGGCGAUCUGUGCAACGCGCAUGCACAGAGGCUUGUAUGAAUUUGCGCAUUCAGGCCACAUCAUGGCGACUGUUACCCAGCAGUCCAGGUUCGUGCCGGUUAACAAUGUCGAGGUGUCCUCGAUACCACUGAGCCGAUUUGCUGGAGUGCAGGUGGAAACGAAACAGGAUGUCUAUGAUGAUCAAGGAAUUGAGGUGUCCAAGGCCAGCCUCACCGUGACUCCUUCGGGGGUCAGUGCAGACAUGGCUUAA